AUGUCGUUUCUUAAGAAAUAUUUGCUGCUUCAUGACAGUCGAGAUUCUGUGUCACCAUAUUCUAGUCCUCCAAAGUCUCCAAAUACACGAAAAUCGAAUAAAUUCAAGAAGGACUCAGGGUUUUGUUAUAAAUCCGAAGCUGCCAAAAAGGUGGAGAUUAUAGCCAGAAACAGGGAUGAGCGCAGACAAAAGCAAGCUGAUGAGAAAGCACAGAGGGACCAACUUCAACACAUGGAACACAAAAAUCCAUUUUACGAGUUUGUUCAAAUGAUAAAUGAGUAUAGAAACAAUAUAGAGUUUAGACCCCUAAGAGAGAGUGAUCCUGUAAUAGAAAAUCAAAUCACUGUGUGUGUGAGGAAACGGCCGGUUAAUGAAAAGGAAUUAUCUAGAAGAGAGGUCGAUGUAAUAUCAGUUCCUACCAAAAAUCAACUCGUUGUUCACGAGCCCAAACACAAAGUGGACUUAACGAAAUAUGUAGAUAAUCAACAUUUUAGGUUUGAUUAUGUAUUUGACGAAAACUGUGGCAAUAACUUGGUGUAUAAAUUCACUGCGAGACCUCUGGUGAAGACUAUUUUUGAAGGAGGUAUGGCAACCUGUUUUGCGUAUGGGCAGACAGGAUCUGGAAAAACACAUACUAUGGGUGGCGAAUUUAAAGUUUCGGCUAGUUUUUUCGAAAUUUAUGGAAAAUUGGUGUUUGAUCUUCUGUCUAAAAAGAACAGAUUGCGUGUUUUAGAAGACGCAAAACAGCAAGUGCAAGUAGUUGGAUUAACUGAAAAAGUCGUUACUAAGGUAGAACAUGUAUUAGAUCUUAUCCAGAGAGGAAGUUUGGAACGGACUUCCGGUCAAACUUCAGCUAAUUCCAAUUCCUCAAGAUCACAUGCUGUCUUUCAAAUAAUUUUAAGAAGAAACGGUUCAAAAAAUGCCGAAGGGAAAUUCUCUCUUAUAGAUUUAGCCGGAAAUGAACGAGGUGCCGACAACAAUAAAUCAAAUCGACAAACACAAAUAGAAGGAGCCGAUAUUAACAAAAGUUUGUUGGCAUUAAAAGAAUGUAUACGAGCUCUAGGAAGAAAAGGAGCUCAUCUUCCAUUUAGAGGUAGUAAACUUACUCAAGUUUUAAGGGAUUCUUUCAUCGGAGAAAAUUCUCGAACGUGCAUGAUAGCUCUAAUAUCACCUGGAAAUUUUUCAGUAGACCAUACUUUAAACACCUUAAGAUAUGCUGAUAGGGUGAAAGAAUUAAUAGCCAGUGAUGUAAUUAUGGACGACGACCUAAUAAUACCCAUUCCUGAACCAGAAGAUGAUGAAAAUGCAGAAGACGGAUUUGACAUAGAAGAGGAGUUUUUAAGAGAGGAAGAAAAACGGCUACAACUUUCGUCUUUAGAAUGGGAAUUACGUGAAAGUCAACGAAACGUCAUACAAAGUUGCGUCGACUUCCAUGAAAUGGCAUGCGAUUUAUACAAUUCUGUCGACUCUAAUGGUAGCGAUAGAAUUUUGUAUGCCCGACAAUGGAAAAAAUUACUUAAUGAUGUAAUAGAUGUACAAAAAGAAGCACUGAUUAAGGCAAAUGAGUUUUGUAGCGCGCUAGAUCAAUGAAUAUGUAAAGAUUUGAAUAAAUGUGAUUUGAAUUAUUUCGGAUUAUUCCAAUAAAAAGUUUACUAUUUUUUA
This is a messenger RNA of Diabrotica balteata, 1662 nucleotides long. The record is from the annotation of a GenBank genome assembly. Lineage: Eukaryota; Metazoa; Arthropoda; Insecta; Coleoptera; Chrysomelidae.